ACACACACACACAAGGGAACGACAUACUGUGCUGAUGCUGAGAUAACAUUAUAUGCGUGUUUGUGUUUCUCUGUAUGUGUGUGUGUGCGUUUGUGCGCGCUCCACCUGCAGGGGGCGCCAGAGCGCGCUCCUCCUCAGUAUUCUCCUCAUCAGCACUGACGUGAUGCGGCAGUGAUCGUCAGCCGGGCGCUGCGGGCGGAGCGUGGGAUGUUACGCUGGUCGGUUCACCUGGAGGGCGGCCCGCGGCGGGUCAAUCACGCUGCAGUGUCAGUGGGACACAAGGUGUACUCGUUUGGGGGAUACUGCUCCGGGGAGGACUACGAGACCCUGCGGCAGAUCGACGUGCACGUCUUCAACACCGUGUCUCUGCGCUGGACAAAGCUGCCGCCAGUGCGCACUGGAGGUAGGGAGCAUGCUCGUGAAGUGCCCUACAUGCGCUAUGGACACACUGCAGUGCUGGCAGACGACACCAUACUGAUCUGGGGCGGACGCAACGACACCGAGGGGGCCUGCAACGUGCUGUACGCCUUCGACAUCAACCAGCACCGAUGGUUCACACCCAAGAUCUCUGGCACAGUUCCAGGAGCGCGAGACGGACACUCAGCCUGUGUUCUGGGAAAAGCCAUGUACAUCUUUGGAGGAUACGAGCAGCUGGCCGACUGCUUCUCCAAUGAGAUCCACAAGCUGGACACCUCCAACAUGUGCUGGUCACUGGUGAACGCCCGGGGGACACCGGCGCGAUGGAGAGACUUCCACUCGGCCACCAUCAUCGGCACUAAGAUGUUUGUGUUCGGGGGCCGCGCAGACCGCUUCGGGCCCUUCCACUCCAACAACGAGAUCUACUGCAAUAAGAUCAAGAUCUUCGACACCGAGACCAACAGCUGGAUGAACACACACACCGCACAGCUGAUGCCCGAGGGGAGGCGGAGCCACUCAGCCUUUGCCUAUAACGGAGAGCUCUACAUCUUCGGUGGUUAUAACGCUCGUCUGGAUCGACACUUUAACGACCUCUGGAAGUUUAGCCCAGAGGCGUUCUCCUGGAAGAAGGUGGAGCCGCGGGGUAAGGGUCCGUGUCCCCGUCGGAGACAGUGCUGCUGCAUGGUGGGAGACCGCAUCAUCCUGUUUGGGGGAACCAGUCCGUGUCCAGAGCAGGGGAUGGGGGACGAGUUCAACCUGAUGGACCACUCAGACCUCUACAUCCUGGACUUCAGUCCUAAUCUGAAGACUUUAUGCAAACUCGCCGUUAUUCAGUACAGUCUGGACCAGUCGGGACUCCCUCAUGACAUCAGGUGGGAGCUGAACGCUAUGACCACUAACAGCACCAUCAGUCGGCCGAUCUUCUCUUCUCACGGCUGAUCGUCUGCAGAGCCGCGCACCAUCAGUGUUCACUGCGGCGCGUGUGUGUGUGUGUGUGUGUGUGUGUGCGUGUGCUGAUCAUCAGCAGGAGCGGACAAUGAACACUGAGUCUCCAUCUGCAUGACCAGAGGCAGACACACACUCACACACACACCUCAUGUUGUAGACUUCUCCUUCAUACGAGUGUGUGUGUGUUCUUCAUGUGCUCCUCAGAGUGUGUGUGUGUGU
Danio rerio (zebrafish) is the source of this 1584-nucleotide messenger RNA. The record is from RefSeq and is a predicted model, not a curated record. Lineage: Eukaryota; Metazoa; Chordata; Actinopteri; Cypriniformes; Danionidae.